Molecule: messenger RNA, 1101 nt
Organism: Symbiodinium natans
Lineage: Eukaryota; Dinophyceae; Suessiales; Symbiodiniaceae
Source: the annotation of a GenBank genome assembly
AUGCAGCAAACUUCAUCCGGUCAACGCCGGUCCGCUGUGAAGCGUUUUGAUUUGUAUGGGAAGGUGCAUGACGACUACAGAAUCAAGACGCAGAGUGGUGGGCUCAUAUCACUGGUAUCAAUGAUCAUCAUGGCUUUGCUUUUCUUCUCCGAGCUGAGCAGCUACCUUCAAGCAGAGAUUGUUGACCACAUUGUUGUCGAUACAACACUGAACCAGAAGCUACAGAUAGGGUUGAACAUCACAUUUCCCCACAUCCGGUGCGAUGAGGUGUCCGUGGACACCGUGGACUCCACUGGUGAAAAUCAGGUGGACAUUGCUGGAACCCUGACCAAGCUGAAUCUGGACUUGAGCGGGAACCCGAGCAAGGGAGACCCCGUAGCAGCAGAGGGCGAGUGCUUCUCCUGUCUGGAAGCGACGCCCGCCCCCACAGAAAAGCAACAAGUGUGCUGCAACACAUGCCAGCAGCUGAAGGAAGCCUACCAGGACAUGGGCAUCCCGUACUUUCACAUCCUGGAUACGGCGAUGCAGUGCCGGAACAGCGUGGGCUGCCAGGUCCACGGAGAUGUCUCGGUGUCCAAGGUUGGAGGCAACGUGCACGUCGCUCUUGGCAAAUCAACAGUUCGAGAUGGCAAGCACGUGCACGAGUUCAAUCUGAAAGACGUCAGUGACGGCUUCAACACCUCCCACAUCAUCCAUAGACUCGAGUUCGGGCAGCGAGUGCCUGGUGUCGAGUCUCCCCUCGAGGGCACGGCGAAAAUCGUCCUGAAGGGCGCGUACAUGUUCCACUACUACAUCAAGCUGGUUCCGACUCUUUUUGAGACGGGGGAUGGCAAGCCGCUCUACACACACCAGUACUCCGUGACUGGGAGCGAGAAAGAUGUUCUGGUCAGGCAGGGGGAGCUUGCUGGCCUGCCGGGGGUCUUCUUGGUGUAUGAGUUCACCCCCUUCAUGGUGCAGAAGACGGAGAAGGAUGUGCCAGUCACCCACUUCUUAAUCUCCGUCUGUGCGAUCAUCGGGGGUGUCUUCACUGUGGCGAGCCUCAUCGAUGCCAUUCUCUACCGCACCGCGAAGAAACUUGGGAAGCCAAAGUCCGUCGCGUGA